This is a messenger RNA of Juglans microcarpa x Juglans regia, 3413 nucleotides long. RefSeq names its product G-type lectin S-receptor-like serine/threonine-protein kinase At4g03230. Lineage: Eukaryota; Viridiplantae; Streptophyta; Magnoliopsida; Fagales; Juglandaceae. Gene Ontology annotation, biological process: recognition of pollen; protein phosphorylation. The record is from RefSeq and is a predicted model, not a curated record. Gene Ontology annotation, molecular function: protein kinase activity; ATP binding.
AGGAAAAGUUACUGGCCGCCCCAGUUUUUAGGAGAAAAAAAAAGAACUGAAAUGGUGAACCAAUGUACACCAGCUCCUUUCUUGGAAAUGGCAAGCCACAGAAGAAAACUGAACAGACGAUGGUCUGCAAGUCGCUUGCUUUCUUUUAUCUUUAUCUUCUUUUGUUCCUCUCCUGUAUAUUGCUAUGCUGGAGAUACUCUUAAGCAUGGCCAGUCUAUUGUUUUCAACAAAACUCUUGUCUCCGCUGGGGAAAAGUUUGAACUGAGAUUCUUUACCACUACCAGCAUUAACGCCACAGGCCCCCAAAGUUUCGUUGGAAUAUUCUAUCAUCAACGGGAUCUAGAUUCACCUGUAUGGGUUGCCAACCGGGACAACCCAUUGCUUAGGAAUUUCACUGGUGUUUUUCGAAUUGCAGAAGAUGGAAACCUCAAGGUAUUGGACACCGCCGGGAAAGAAUAUUGGUCUACAGGUCUUGAUGAGAAUUCCUCCUCUACAAAUCGAGCUGUGAAGCUCAUGGAUUCUGGAAACCUGGUAUUAAGCGAUGAUGAUCACAUGGAGACGAGUCUGUGGGAGAGCUUCAAAAAUCCAACCGAUACUUUUCUUCCAGGUAUGAAGAUGGAUGAAAAACUAACAUUAACUUCAUGGAAAGGCAAAGAUGACCCUCGAAGUGGGCUAUACACGUUUAAGCUAGAUCAAGAAAGAGAGGGCCAAUAUGUUGUCAUAAAACAAUUCGUGUACUGGAAAAGUGGGAUGGCAAGAGGUAAGUUCCCGAGCUCGGAUGACAUAAUUCCUCCUGCCAUAGCCAACCUGUUAUCCAAUUUCAGCAACAGCGUCAUACGUAACUUUCUGAAAAACACAACAAAACAGCUGCCGACUAAUGGAGGUUUAGAUUUCACAAGGCUGGUAAUGAAUAACACUGGGCAGUUACAGUAUCUGACCUGGGAUGUGUCGGAACACAUUUGGUCUUUAACAUGGUCGAAACCGGAAGACGAAUGUGACAUUUAUAACUAUUGUGGGAAAUUCGGGAGCUGCAAUAUUAACAAUUGGCCUUUAUUAUGCAAAUGUUUGCCGGGUUUCAAGCCUACUAACCCUUUUGAUUAUUGGCAUUCAGGAGAUUUUUCUGGUGGCUGCACAAGAAAUUCGGCAUCAACUAAGUUCGAUAAAUUCUUGAGCUUAAAGAUGAUGAAAGUGAGCGACCCCGACCCAAAUUUAGGUUCCAAUGUAGCGAAUAAAACAGAAUGUGAAACGAAAUGUCUUGAAAAUAGCCAGUGCGUCGCAUAUUCAUAUCAGCAAGCUGAAAACAGCACGCAAAGAGGUGAGACAACUACUAGUGUUAGUGACAACAUCUGCGGGAUUUGGAUUGAUCUUUUAGAUAAUCUUCAAGAGGAGUAUCCGAACCAGGGUCGUAAUCUCUCUCUUCGCGUAGCAAAAGCUGACAUAGAAUCAACUGCGAGGACUUGUAAGCCUUGUGGCACAUAUACGAUCCCCUAUCCCUUGAGCACGGGACAAGAUUGUGGUGACCCCAUUUACUUCAUUUUCGACUGCAACACCUCGUCAGGCCAGUUUAGCUUCAAGGCACCCGGUGGCGCCCAUCGUGUUGUUAGCAUCGAUCCAAUUGCACAAAACUUUGUCAUCCAAGUCGAAUUCCAAGAAUAUCCUUAUGCUAGAAAUUCAGCAAUAAUUCCGUCGCUCAAUAAGUCAUUGCCAUUUUUUUCGACUGGCACUUUGAUUACUGAGGUAGGCAACUCCACUGAUCAAUUGGAAGGCAGAGCGGAGCCUUCUAGAUCACAAAGGAAAAAUAUAGUCGGCGUAGAGUUUAGUUGGAAGCCACCAUUAAUGGAGCCAACCUGUACUUCAUCCCAGGGCUGCAAGGAUUGGCCAAAUUCAACUUGCAACGCAGCCAUAGAUGGAAAGCUGAGGUGCCUUUGUCAUUCAAACUUCCGAUGGGAUGGCUCAAAUUUGAAUUGUACUAAAGGAGGUGAUUUUCCUAAGUCUUCAGAAGAGCCUUCGAAAGAGCCUUCAAAAGAUCAGCCUUCAACGAGAAAGAUUCCAUUGACCUUGAUUGUUGCGUUACCUCUUGCAUGUGUGACUGCUCUCGCUUGUAUCAUUAUUUACAUGUGGAUAAGAAAGAUGGCCAAGAGACAAGAAGUUAUAAGAAGUGAUAAAAGAGAUCGAGCACUUCGCCCAUUAGACAGUGAAAGGCAUGUCAAAGACUUGAUAGACUCGGUUGAGCCCAUAGAAGAAGAUGGGGAAGGCAUUGAAGUACCUUUUUUGGAUCUGGGAAGUAUACUAGCCGCUACAAAUAACUUCUCAGAUACAAACAAGCUCGGACAAGGGGGCUACGGGCCUGUUUACAUGGGUACAUUUCCAGGAGGUCAAGAAAUUGCUGUAAAGAGGCUCUUAUGUGUAUCAGGACAAGGCUUCCAGGAAUUUAAAAAUGAGGUGGUGUUGAUUUCAAAACUCCAACACAGGAAUCUUGUUAGACUUCGAGGAUAUUGCAUAAAGGGAGAUGAAAAGAUUUUACUCUAUGAGUACAUGCCCAACAAAAGUUUGGACUUUUUUCUAUUUGAUCAAAAUCUGAGCAUGCUUUUGGACUGGAAGAUCCGCUUCAACAUUAUCUUGGGAAUAGCUAGAGGACUUCUUUAUCUUCACCAAGACUCCAGAUUGAGGAUCAUCCACAGAGAUCUGAAAACUAGCAACAUUCUUCUAGAUGAGGAGAUGAACCCCAAAAUAUCCGAUUUUGGUUUGGCAAGGAUUGUUUCAGGCAAAGAAACUGGGGAUAACACAACCCGAGUAGCUGGAACUUGUGGCUAUAUGUCUCCGGAGUACGCAUUAGAUGGACUUUUCUCGGUCAAAUCCGAUGUUUAUAGUUUUGGUGUAGUUCUUCUUGAGAUUAUAUGUGGAAAAAAGAACACAGGAUUUUAUCGGUCUGAAGAAGCCAUGAGCCUUAUAGCUUAUGCAUGGAGAUUGUGGGUAGAAAACAAGGUGUUGGAUUUAAGGGACCAGAACUUGCGUGAGAGUUGCGAUGUUGAUCAGUUGGUGAAAUGCGUUAAUAUUGCAUUCUUAUGCGUACAAGAAGACCCAAGUGACCGCCCCACCAUCUCAAAUAUUGUUACCAUGCUUGACAGUGAGACUGCGAUGGUUCCAAAUCCGAAACAACCAGCUUUCAUUCUAAAGAGAGGCCUUUUUAGCACAGCAAGUUCUUCUAGUCGACCGGAGACACAUACAGAAUUGACCAUUAGUUCAGGAGAAAUACAAAAUGAAUGAUGUGGUGAUCGUGCUGUUUCUAUGCAACUUACUCUGAUUUUAGCUGUAUUCUUGCUGGAAAUUUAUUUGUGUGAGUCUUAACAUUCAUACAUUUUACUCUGUUAUGAAUUUCUUUGUGGGUUUGGAAUUACAUACCCACUUAAUAA